CCUUUCCUUGCCCAAGGUCGCGCGGGAUAGCAGCCAGCCAAGCGGCGGGUUACUGUAGGUCGUGGCCGGCCGUUUAAAUUCCUUGGGGAAGGAAGGAAGGGAGAGCAUUAAGCGCAGGCUCCGCACCCGGCAUCCCAGGCGAGGACCGAGGGGGCUGCGGGGAAAGCCGGAAAAAAAAGAAAAGAAAAGAGCCGCGCCUCCUCUCGCCGCCGUUCCGGGCGAAGGAGCUCCAGCUGCGCCUGCCGACCGGGGCCCUUUCGACGCCUUCGCAGUUUUUGCAGGACGAGAUUACUCCAGACUUUUCUACCAUGCCUGCCUUUACUCACAUUACCCAGAACGGUGUAACUCAUUCGGAAAAAGUCCGUCCCAUUUAUGAGCAAAUGGAUUCAGAAAGAGAGAUGACAGAUGACAUUUUUGAUGAGACUUAUCAUGAGAAAGAGGGUCCUAAGCCUGCAAAAAUAUACGUUUGGAGGAACAUUAUUCUCAUGUCUCUUCUCCAUCUAACUGCCCUGUAUGCCAUCUCGUUCAUACCGUCUGCAAAGCUACUCACUUUGGCGUGGGCUUUUUUGUGCUUCAUAUUGGCUGGUCUUGGAGUUACAGCUGGAGCACAUCGGCUUUGGAGUCACCGGUCUUACAAAGCUAGUUUACCUCUUCGAAUAUUCUUGGCCAUAAUCAACUCCAUGGCUUUUCAGAAUGAUAUUUAUGAGUGGGCCAGAGACCACCGUGUGCACCACAAAUUCUCUGAGACGGAUGCGGAUCCCCACAAUGCAAAACGUGGCUUUUUCUUUGCUCAUAUUGGCUGGUUGUUGGUUCGCAAACACCCAGAUGUCAUUGAAAAAGGACAGAAGCUGGACUUGUCCGACCUGAAAGCUGACCAAGUUGUGAUGUUCCAGAGGAGGCAUUACAAGAUCUCGGUGGUCCUCCUGUGCUUUGUGCUUCCUUCCUUUGUCCCUUGGUAUUUUUGGGGAGAAACCUUUCUCACCAGCUUCCUGUUGACUAUUCUCCGCUACACGUCAACCCUCAACGCCAGUUGGCUGGUGAACAGUGUGGCACACAUGUACGGCAAUCGGCCAUAUGAUCGCCACAUCAACCCCAGAGAAAAUCACUUUGUGGUCUUUGGAGCUUUGGGGGAAGGCUUCCAUAAUUACCAUCAUACUUUCCCCUUUGAUUACUCAACAAGUGAAUAUGGCUGGCGGUGGAAUUUCACUACUGGUUUUAUUGAUCUUAUGUGCUUUCUUGGCUUGGCCAGUAACUGCAAGAAAGUGGCCAAGGAGAGCAUCUUGGCUCGAAAAAUUCGGACUGGUGAUGGAAGCCACAAGACUGGCUGAAAAUUGUUUUCCCUGACCUUUCUUUUCUCCUUUUUCCAACAACCUAGUCAUAUAUUUGAUCUGUUUACUAGCUAUUAGGACUGUGCAAAGCAUGAAACAGGGGAGGGGGCUUCGCAAAGUGCAUUGGCACAAGUGAAACAUUAAAGCAGCUGUGUCCUCUGAAAGGCCAGGUACCACAGUUUUGAAGGUUUUUCCUGGUUCUCUGCUCAGGUGUGUGUAUACACAGCUGCUUGGCUUGGCUGAUAGUAGAAUGAGAUGGGCUUUCUGUGCAUACAUGAGAUGUGAACAGUCAGGGUUGCCCCUCAGAACAGCCAAACUCAGCUGUAUUGCAGCUGCUUCAUGCUUUGAGAAUGGAUAAUUCAUUUUGCAAAGCCCCCUUUCAAAUGUUUUGCACAGCCACAUAACUACCAAGCAAUGUGUUCAGGAUGCUUAAGUAUUGUCUUUUGAACCAAUAUAUUCAAGGCAUAUGGCAAAAGUCCACCCCCGACCCCGACCCCGACCUUGGAAGCUGCUUUUCUAUGUCUUUUCGACUCCUUCUCUGCAAAAGUUUCUUUCUCUCUUCUCCGUUUUCUGUCUCUCUCCUUAGCAGCUGAUAAAACAUCCCAAUCCAUGCGUUCUUGGUUGGAAGAGGAUUUAGGAAGAUUGAAAGGACAGACUGGUAUCCAAGUAGAAAAUUCCUUUCUUAGAAUGAGUAACAACUCAUGAUUGGCUUAUAGUCAUUUCCCCUUCUCCUUAGCUCCGGUGCAGUUGAAGCUCUCUUCUUUUUCUGGUAGAAAAUUAGAAGUUGGACUUCUACAUAGCGGUUAUGAACACUAUUAGAAAUUGAGAAAAUGUGUAUACUGAAUGGGAAGGCAGAAGAUCAGUCCUGUAGUAGUGGUUGAUAGUUGGUGCUCAACAAAUGGGAGCUCUCUUCCUCCAUGUCCUCCUGUCAUUGCUGCUUGUCCUUAUCAAGACUUGUCCGCAGGAUUCUGAGAUGGCAAGACGGGGGUUGUCAUGUAACGAUGCUGGUCGCUCUAUAGCAGUGAAGUGCAUCUGGUUAAGAACAUGCUCAAAGAUUUAAAAAAAAUGUAGGCACUAAAGGUUUUUUUUUUAUAGCUGAAGCUUUUUUUAUGUGCAAAAGAAUGACUUGUAUGUUGCAUGCUUGCUGAUAUAUGUAGUAGUAGAUUAUUUCUGUUCUCAAGUGAUUUAGUCAGUUUAGCAUCAAGUGAUUCAGCUAAUUUAUUUCUCAAUUCCCGAACCAUUUUCUGAACCAAAUCUGCUGUAAUUAUUUUCCCUAUAGGUGGCUCUAGUAAUCCUCUCCUCCCCUCCAUUCUCACCACUUUUCUGAUUGUCGUUAUAAUAUUAUAAUCCAAAAAGGAAAGUGUCUUAAACAAGGGGAAAAGAAAAGGCAAGCUUCCCCUUUUCUUUCUCUUUUGUUCUUCCUGUGCCUUUAAUAUUUUCAUCUCUAAUGGCACUCUAAUGUUACAGUCAGCAUCAUCACAAUCAAUAUCAUCAUAGUUACAAUCAACAUCACAGUCUGGCUCAUAUUACCAUUAUAUUUUGUUUUGUAAAAUUCACCAAUUGUUUGCACUUGUUAAUAAUAAACAAAAAACAUUCCCAU
Messenger RNA from Pseudonaja textilis, 2928 nucleotides. RefSeq names its product stearoyl-CoA desaturase (gene SCD). Gene Ontology annotation, cellular component: endoplasmic reticulum membrane. Gene Ontology annotation, molecular function: iron ion binding; stearoyl-CoA 9-desaturase activity; palmitoyl-CoA 9-desaturase activity. Gene Ontology annotation, biological process: response to fatty acid; monounsaturated fatty acid biosynthetic process; unsaturated fatty acid biosynthetic process. Lineage: Eukaryota; Metazoa; Chordata; Lepidosauria; Squamata; Elapidae. The record is from RefSeq and is a predicted model, not a curated record.